This is a messenger RNA of Adineta steineri, 201 nucleotides long. NCBI's taxonomy places the organism in Eukaryota, Metazoa, Rotifera, Eurotatoria, Adinetida, Adinetidae. The record is from the annotation of a GenBank genome assembly.
AUGCCACACGGAGGACUCAAUCGAGUUGGCAAAGUUAGAGCUCAAACACCAAAAGUAGCUCCACAAGAAAAAUCAAAACAAUUAACUGGUCGUGCUCGCCGUCGUGAACAAUAUGCAAAACGAUUUACCCAAACAGUUGCUUCCGAUGAUGGUAUCCGACGUGGACCUAAUUCCAACUAUCUACGACCUGCUACUUCAUAA